Molecule: messenger RNA, 690 nt
Organism: Aspergillus pseudotamarii
Lineage: Eukaryota; Fungi; Ascomycota; Eurotiomycetes; Eurotiales; Aspergillaceae
Product: SEC14 family lipid-binding protein
Exons: 2
Coding region: 1-690 (229 amino acids)
Source: RefSeq, a predicted model, not a curated record
AUGGCUCACUAUGACCAGUCCGCAAUUGCAGAAUGGAGGAAGUUGCGGGAUAUGUCCUGUUGCACUGACCCAACUGUCACCCCCAAAGAUAGGCCGAACAUGUCUCAACAGGCAUUGGUGUUUCACGAUAGUUUGACCCGUUUCGUCCUUCCCCUUUGUUCGGCUAUGAGUGACCGACCAAAUCCCUCAACGCCCAUCGGCAACGCAGUUUAUAUCGUAGACGCAUCUGUGGUAUGCGUAAAACAAGCAUGGAACCUGAAAGACUUUGCACAGGAAGUCAGUUGGAUACUGAUGACAUGCUACCCAGAAACCAUUGAGCGUAUCUUUGUCUGCAACGUUCCGUCAUAUUUCUCCAUGAUAUGGAACAUCUUUAAGAAAUGGGUGGAUCCUGUUACAGCAGCCAAGGUGGUGAUCUUGAAGCAAUCAGAGGUUUAUCGGACUCUAGAGAGGUUUAUUGACAAAGAGAAUAUUCCGGCGAAAUUCGGAGGCGGUUUUGCGUUCCAGAAUGGAAUGCUCCCAGACCUUGACCCUGGCAUUCGUCAGCGCCUGCAGUGGACUACGCCAAGUCAAUGCAUACCAUCUGGUCCUGUUAAGUGGAUGCAGGCUGAUGGUGGCAGGAGGAUUGCAGUUGCCACUGGGAGUGUGGACGUGAACGUACCAAGAAAUGUUGAAAUCGCAGCGCUAUUAUGA